Molecule: messenger RNA, 2380 nt
Organism: Camelina sativa (false flax)
Lineage: Eukaryota; Viridiplantae; Streptophyta; Magnoliopsida; Brassicales; Brassicaceae
Source: RefSeq, a predicted model, not a curated record
CAAAAUUCAGCCAAAAGAAAAGAAAAAAAAAAAAAACAACAACAAGUCAGAUCCCUAAAAAUCGAACCCGGACGCGUAAAAAAACUUGAAAACCGACUAUGGCCUUUCACGUAGCUUGUCCAAUUACAUGCCGGAAAAUUUGCUUCUGCGUGUUGGGUUUUUCUCGGAAUCUUCAUGGUAAACAAGUGAAAGAUGUGUUUCUCAACGAGAUCCAUUCUCUUCAAGACUUCUUGCGAGACCCCUGGGGUGAUGAGGAGGUUUCGGCGGACGGUGGUGCCGUUCAGAUCCAUGUCCCUAAGCUCGCUGUGUUUGAUACUACUGGUCCUCGUAUUGCGGCUAGAGGGAAUGAUUCGGCGGUUGAGGUUGUUGCUGCUGCUGCAUCUUCGGAUUUGGUGCCAGCUAAACGCACUGUUGUGUUGCAGAAGAAAGCAGCUGUUGUGGAUUGUGCUGCUGCUAAUGAUGCUUCUGACGAUUUAGAGGUUACUGUGAAAGAGCUUAUUGGAGAAGAUCAUGAUCAUCACAGUGGAAGCAUAACGUGUCACAUGUGCUAUUUGGUUGAAGUUGGGAAGAGUGAGAAAGCCAAGAUGCUUUCUUGCAAAUGUUGUGGCAACAAGUAUCAUAGAAACUGCUUGAAGACUUGGGCUCAACAUAGAGGUAUCNUUAAUUGGAACUCUUGGGCUUGCCCCUCUUGCCGAAUCUGUGAGGGCUGCGGGACUCUAGGGGAUCCAAAGAAGUUUAUGUUCUGCAAAAGAUGUGAUGCUGCAUACCAUUGUGAUUGCCAACAGCCUCGGCACAAGAACGUUAGUUCUGGACCCUAUUUGUGUCCUAAGCACACCAAAUGUUACAGCUGUGGGUCUACAGUCCCUGGGAAUGGCCAGAGCUUACGAUGGUUUUUGGGGCAUACUUGUUGUGAUGCUUGUGGAAGGUUGUUUGUUAAGGGAAAUUAUUGUCCUGUAUGUUUGAAGGUUUACCGGGACUCGGAAGCAACACCAAUGGUGUGUUGUGACUUUUGCCAGCGCUGGGUUCAUUGCCAGUGUGAUGGAAUCAGCGAAGAGAAGUACAUGCAGUUUCAAGUGGAUGGAAAUCUUCAAUAUAAAUGUUCUACUUGCCGUGGGGAAUGCUACCAGGUCAAGGAACUUGAUGAUGCUAUACAGGAAAUAUGGAAGCGAAAAGAUAUUGCUGAUAAAGAGCUAAUUGCUAGCCUGAAAGCUAGUGCUGGGGUAGUUGGGCAAACUGGUGGUGCCUCUCUUAUCAGUCAGCCUAGAUCUGUGGAAAGAAAAGUUUCUGAGAAGGCUAUGGUCAAUGGUGAAGAAGAGAAGCCAUUGAGAGUUCUCAGGAUAAAGACUAGCAAGCCUCAAGAUUCAGAUAGUGAGAAAUUUGGAAAACACACUACAGAGCUGAAUACUGUGAAGGCGAAAAAAUUGGUGAUAAGUAUAGGUCCUCGAAAGACGGGGGUUACAAACUCUACGAGCUGCGAUGUAUCAAAGCUUUCCUCCAAAUCCAAUAGAAAGCAAGAAAAAUUGCAAACAGAAGAAGUGUUGUCCCAAGAACAGCAUCGCAGUUUGUUGGGAAAGAAUAAUGACGAAAAGAGAGGGUCUCGAGGUGAAGUAGCCACUUCAAAGGCUGAGGGCGGAAUCAUAGGGAGACACUCAGAAAGCAGAGGAGAUUUAAAUAGUGGCUCGCAUGAUUCAUUGCAGAAAGAUUCAAGACGAUUGUUGAAACUGAAAAUAAAGAAACAUAAUCCGGAGAGCCAAGAAGGUGAAGCCCCUAGCAUUGUCUAUGAAAGAGGUAAAUCUGGUAAAGGACAUAGGUCUAAGAGGAAAAGAGCAUCACCUCCAGCAGAAAAGUCAGGGUUCAAUGAAGAUGAAGAUGCAUCGCUGUCACGUGAAGACAGUUUGUUAGACGAAAUGCUUGAUGCUAGUUGGAUUCUGAAGAAAUUGGGGAAAGAUGCGAAAGGGAAAAAGGUUCAAAUACACGAGGCCUCGGAUAAUUCAUGGGAGAAAGGAGUGGUGAGUGAAGUAGGAGGAGGAGGCACAUCGAAGUUGAUGGUGACGCUGGAGAAUGGAAAAGUGAAGACGGUUGAGCUCGGGAAGCAAGGGGUUCGAUUUGUUCAUCAGAAACAAAAGAGGACAAGAACGUGAGGGCUAUAGAUUCUUCUUCUUCUUCUUCUUCUUCUUCUUCUUCUUCUUCUUCUUUACCUUCUAUACCUUUAGAAUCUGUAUGUAACUUGAUUAGCUUCUUUCUUUUUUUUGCCUGGGAACAAGUAUAAAAGAACUGCUGAGGGAAAUAAGAGUUUUAAAAUUGUAAUAGAUUUGAUUAAAAGUUAGAAGGAUGAAUUCAAAACAUGCAUUUGAAAUUAUUUUAUGUUCUUGAGUCUUGA